CCGACGUUGAAGGGCCGUCGCGUGGCAGCGUAUUUACAAACAGGGACUUUAUCGCCAUCGAGACUUGCUGCCCGCCGUCGUUGUGCGAAAUCCAUUUUUUUUUCGCCCCUCGAAUCAGAGGCGUGUGCCGUUUUCGAUUAAAAAAAAAAAAACGUUGAUCCCGAGAACUCUCCCCCAUCAUGCCGCCUCCACCUCAUAUCAAGCCUGAAAAUGUCCUGAAGAGGGCUCAGGAACUUAUCGCCGUGGGCCAGGCUCCCGCCGCCCUGAAUGUCCUUCACGAACAUGUCACCUCCAAGAGGACGCGCAGUACCCCCAUCGUCUCGCUGGAACCGGUUAUGCUACUUUUCGUCGAGCUGUGUGUGGAUCUUCGCAAGGGGAAGGCCGCCAAGGAUGGAUUGUAUCAGUAUAAGAACAUCGCCCAGAACACAAAUGUGGCAACGAUCGAGGUCGUCCUGAAGAAGUUCAUUGAACUCGCCGAAAAGAAGGUGACCGAGGCUCAAGCCAAGGCCGACGAGAUCCAGUCUUCCUUGGAAUCCGCCGCUCCCUCGACCAAUGUGGACGACUUGGAGGCAAUCGAAACCCCCGAGACCAUCCUUCUCGCUACUGUUUCCGGUGAGCAGUCCCGCGAUCGUACCGACCGCGCUGUCGUGACCCCAUGGCUCAAGUUCCUCUGGGAGACCUACCGGACCGUUCUGGAGAUCCUGAAGAACAACGCUCGUCUCGAGGUGAUGUACCAGACGACCGCCCUCCAGGCCUUCCAGUUCUGCUUGAAGUACACCCGCAAGACGGAAUUCCGCAGGCUCUGUGAGCUCCUCCGGAACCAUGUGCAGAACGCUGCCAAGUACUCCACUCAGAUGCACGCAAUCAACCUCAGCGAUGCGGACACUCUCCAGCGCCAUCUGGACACCCGUUUCCAGCAGCUGAAUGUGGCCGUUGAGUUGGAACUUUGGCAGGAGGCCUUCCGCAGCAUUGAGGAUAUCCACACUCUUCUGAGCCUCAGCAAGCGCCCGGCCAAGAACGUCAUGAUGGCCAACUACUACGAGAAGCUGGCUCGCAUUUUCCUGGUCAGCGAGAACUACCUUUUCCACGCCGCCGCCUGGAGCCGCUACUACAACCUCCUCCGCCAGUCCGCCGCCACCCUCGCUAGCGGCCAGGGCACCAAAAAGGACAAUCCUUCCGUUACCGAGGCCGACAUGACCAAGGCUGCCUCCUUCGUCCUCCUGUCUGCUCUUGCCAUCCCCGUCAUCAGCACCUCUCGUUCCCGUGGUGCUUUGGUUGAUGUGGAUGAGGUCCGCAAGAACAAGAACACUCGUCUCACCAACCUCCUGGGCAUGAACCAGCCUCCCACUCGUGCCGUUCUCUUCAAGGAUGCGCUGAACAAGGGUCUGCUGAAACGUGCCCGGCCCGAGAUUCGUGACCUUUUCAACAUCCUGGAGGUCGACUUCCACCCCCUUUCCAUUUGCAAGAAGAUCACCCCUAUCCUCAAGCAGAUCGGCGCUGAUCCCGAGAUGGAGAAGUACGUCGUGCCUUUGCAGCAGGUCAUCCUGACCCGUCUCUUCCAGCAGCUGUCUCAGGUCUAUGAGUCGGUCGAGCUGAAAUUCGUGUACGAGCUGGCCCAGUUCCCCGACCCCUUCCAGGUCACCCCUGCUAUGAUCGAGAAGUUCAUCAUGAACGGCUGCAAGAAGGGUGAUCUUGCUAUUCGUGUGGACCACACCUCGGGCGUCCUUACCUUCGAUACCGAUGUGUUCUCUUCUGCCAAGGCCCUCCACGCCGGCAGUGCUGCUGGAUCUGCGGAGAGCGAGAUCGGCUCGGUGCAGCGCCUGCAGAACACCCCCGCUGAAAUCGCUCGCCUGCAGCUCACCCGUCUGGCUAAGACCUUACAUGUUUCGUGCAUGUACGUUGACCCCUCGUACAACGAGGCUCGCCUGCAGGCCAAGCAGGCGGCUCAAGCUCGCGCCGCGGCCGGUGCUGCCAAGGAGCACGAGGACACUCUGGCCCGCCGUGUCAUCAUCGACAAGAAGAAGGAGGCCGCCACUGACGCUCUGCAGCGCAAGCAGAGGGAGGAGGAGAAUCGCAAGCGCAUCCGUACUCAGCAGCUCCAGGAGGCUGAGAAGCAGCGUCUGCUGGAUGAGCAACGCGAGCGCGAGAAGAAGCGCAUUCAGGAUGAGCAGAACCGCAUCCGCGAGCAGGAACUGAAGAAACAGAUUGAGGAGUUGAAGAGCGGAGUGAAGGGCAUUGACCUCAGCGAGGUGGAUCUGAAGGACCUCGAUGCUAACCGUCUCCGGGCGAUGAAGCUUGCUCAGCUUGAGAAGGAGAAGAACGACCUCAACGACCGUAUUCGCACCACUGGCAAGCGUAUCGACCAUCUGGAGCGUGCUUUCCGUCGCGAAGAGUUGAAGCACAUCCCUGCCGACUAUGAGGCACAGAAGAAGCACGAUAUGGAGAUCUACGAGGCUACCAAGGCUGAGACCCUGAAGGAGGCCGAAGAUAAGCACAAGGAGGCAGUUGCUCUCAAGCAUCGUCUCAGCCGUCUGGUGCCUCAUUUCAACAGUUUCCGCAAGGAUGUAUCCGAGAAGCGUCAUGAGGAAUUCGAAAGGCGCCGCAAGGCUGCCGAGAGAGAUUUCGAGGCUAAGAAGAAGCAGCGUAUCAAGGAGGUGCAAGACCGUAGGCGUCGUGAGAAGGCUGAGCGGGAGGAAGCUGAGCGCCAGAGGAAGGAGGAAGAGGAACGUCUUCAGCGCGAGGAGGAGGAGCGACUUGCCAAGGAAGCAGAGCGCAGACGUGUUCUGGCCGAGGAGAAGGCCAAGCGCGAAGAGGAGAGACAGAAACUCGAUGAGAUUGCCCUUAGACAGAAGCAGCGCGAAGAGGAAGCCGAAGCCCGUCGUGCUGCAGGCCGGAGACCCGGUACAGAGCCCAGCCGUGCCGAGCCUGAACGUACUGCUCCUCGUCUUAACCUGGCUCCUCGUACCAGUGGUGCUCCUAGCUGGAGAGACCGCCAGGCCGCUAAGGAGUCCAGCGGUGCUGCUCCUGAGCCCGCUAAGGAAGAGCCUCCCCGCAAGACCGGUGGUUACGUGCCUCCUCAUCUCCGCUCUGGCGCUGCAGCUUCCCCCGCUGCUCCUCCCGCUUCUAACGGCGCUGCACCAUCCCGCUAUGUCCCUCCUUCUGCUCGCGACUCUGGUUCCUCCACUCCCCCCUCCCGUACGCAAGCCCCCGCUACUACUACUUCUGAGGAGCCUAAGAGCAGUGGAAAGUGGGUGCCUCGGUGGAAGCAGCAAGGCCAGUAAAUAAUUCACGUUGUUUGAAAAGUUUCUUGGAAUGUUGAAAGGGUGUGUUGCUUUUACAUUUCUUCCUCCUAUAUCUCUCUUACCCUCAUAUUGGCAUUGUCUUCUACGGUAUCCACUUCUUAUAUUGUUUCUAUGAUGAUCGCUGAGGCUCCAGGGACAUCUUUAAUUUGGUCCCCUAAAUAGUCUCCAUGCUCGCCAAAUGCAUUAUGUUCCAUAAAAAUGAAGGUCCCUCUUCCCCCACUUCUGAUAUCCGACAACUAUUUGGAUGGAUACUGUAGCAGCUAUGAGUCUCCUUCUUUCACCGUAUAUGAUUAUUCAUUUUCCGUUCUCUCUUUUUUGAAGUCUUUGUUCCAUGGAUAAUGGUGGCGUACUUCGUAUGAUGUCUCUGGACGGAUUUCACUUGAGCCUAUUACGUGCCUUCUUUUAUAGAGUAUAGUCCUUCUGUGUUCGGGAAUCUUCAGGAGAGGUAUUCAUGUUCUACGUAGUCAAGCUAAGUACGGUGACAAUAGUGCCCUGGGAAAGAAAUGUACCCCCUGAUUGUUAAUAGUUGUGUAACUUCAUGGC
This is a messenger RNA of Aspergillus alliaceus, 3845 nucleotides long. RefSeq names its product putative eukaryotic translation initiation factor 3 subunit EifCa (gene tif32). Gene Ontology annotation, cellular component: multi-eIF complex; eukaryotic translation initiation factor 3 complex, eIF3m; eukaryotic translation initiation factor 3 complex, eIF3e. Gene Ontology annotation, biological process: formation of cytoplasmic translation initiation complex; translation reinitiation. The record is from RefSeq and is a predicted model, not a curated record. Gene Ontology annotation, molecular function: mRNA binding; translation initiation factor activity. Bases 180 to 3281 code for a protein of 1033 amino acids. The transcript has 4 exons. NCBI's taxonomy places the organism in Eukaryota, Fungi, Ascomycota, Eurotiomycetes, Eurotiales, Aspergillaceae.